AGGAGCCAAAACAGCAUCAGGAAUUGCAGACAACGACGAGAUACGAAUUGUUUGUCGCGUCUGUUUUUUUUUUUUUUUUGGUUUUUUUUCAACCGAAAAAUUUCUUGAUCAGAAUUUCAGUAUCCUGUUCACUUGGUGUGUUGAUCAGAGUUACAAGUUUGCAGAGGGACAAAGAAUAUUGAUGUCCGUAGUACAUUCAUCAGCCAGAGAUAAGGCGAAUGUGUCUCUCAGGGGGAAGGGGCGAGUGAGAGGCUGUCCAAAGAAGGUGGCAAGAGUGACGUUUCCCAUGUGACUGAGGUUAUAUAACGCAUGAGUCUGCCUCCCAGCUUGCCAGUCGCCCGCGUGUGUUCGUCGUGGCCAGAGCGGAAUCGAGCUCUCGCGUCGCUUUCUGUCGCCACGCUGAGAACUGGCUGGCGCUGAGAGCACGUAUACCAAGCUCACUGUCAAUGAGAGGAAUGGGCAGUGAAGGAAGAGUCGAACAGAACGCAAAGAAAGACAUGAAAAAAAGGAAAAGAUAAGUGAUGAAAGAGAAAAGAAGAAAACUAGUAUCCCAAGAGAGAGAGACAACAAAUAAAUAAACAUCUAGAGACAAAGAAAGGGAAGCAAAGAAAAGAAAGAACAGUACCAAAAGAAGAGGAAGAGGACAAGAUGUUUCGGUGGACGGUCCUGCUAGCGCUUCCUCUGCUGACCGCCUCGCAGGACAGCAGGUCCAGCAAGGUGACUACGGUACACCUGCGCGUGCUGGACCAGCUGCUGCGGACCUACGACAGGCGAGCCACCCCUACCAAUCACCGGAACGAGCCCACCAACGUCACCUGCGAACUCUACAUCCGGAGCUUCGGAUCCAUCAACCCCACGACUAUGGACUACCAGGUGGACCUAUACCUGCGGCAGGAGUGGGAGGACGAGCGGCUGCGGCACCCAGACAUCACGCGGCCGCUGGACCUCAACGACCCCAACCUGGUGAAGGCGAUUUGGAAGCCCGAGGUGUACUUCCCCAACGCCAAGCUUGCCGAGUUCCAGUUCGUGACUGUGCCCAACGUGCUCGUCAGACUCAACCCAGACGGCAAGAUUCUCUACAUGCUCAGACUGAAGCUAACAUUUGCUUGUAUGAUGGAGCUCUCUCGCUUCCCGCUGGACGUCCAGGUGUGCACCAUGGAGAUCGGAUCCUUCUCCAAAACGACGCAGGAACUCAGCUUGUCGUGGAAGAGCGGGGAGCCCAUUAAGAUUUACCGGGGCCUCAAGAUGCCUCAGUUCAACAUUAUUGAUAACGAGACAGAUCGAUGCCACGAGGACUUCCAGAUAGGGAACUACAGCUGCCUGCGCGCGCUCAUCACGCUGGAGAGGAACAUCGGCUUCCACCUGGUGCAGAGUUACCUGCCCAGCAUCCUCAUCGUGGUCAUUUCCUGGAUGGGAUUCUGGAUGGACACUGAUUCUGUCCCCGCGCGCACUUGCCUGGGCGUCACCACUCUGCUCACCGUGUCCAAUCAGGCCUCAGAGACGCAGCUGAAGAUUCCUCAAGUGUCGUACAUAAAGGCCUUGGACAUCUGGAUGGGGGUGUGCACUGCCUUCAUCUUCGCGGCACUGCUGGAGUUCACGGUGGUCAACUACUACUGGCGGAAGAGAGUCAGCGUCCCCUACCGCAACCCAUGCCGCCCCAAGACCACCUCAGACAGCUGGAUGGAACUGAUGCCCAACGGCCGCCUUGCAGACCAGACUUCCCCAGGCGUCCCCGGCGAUGGAGGCGGCGGAGUUCCACCAUCAGCCAGGCCGACGCUCGCUUCUACCGCCUGCUGGCCUGCCGCAUCGACGAGGUGUCCCGCUACCUCUUCCCGGCGGCCUUCCUGGUGUUCAACCUGGCCUACUGGUCCUACUACAUGUCCCCACCGGCACUAGGCUGCCGCAGGUCAGGCGGGCAGGACACGUGUCGCCCCUUCGCCAGGUCCGCGCCUCAACACGUGCAUCACUUCCAUGGCAAGGAAAACAUGAAGCACUUCCCUUACUCGAUUCCCGCCCACGACCACCACAGUGUCGCAGGAUCCAUACGACAGACUGGUCGGCCAGCGAGCUCGUGACGUCAGCGUGGGUUGUAUCGUGACAUCAGCUAGCCCACCGCCUCACACACUCUCCUCGCCUGAACACAGCCAUCCUCCUACCCUGAUGUGUGACAAUAAUGAAGAGAGAGAGAAAAAAUAACAAGCAAGAAAUAGCAAGAAAUAUGUAAAAAUAAUUGGUAAUAAAUGCAUCAGCCAGUGAGUGAACAAGAUGCAGGGAGGCUGAUGACGCACUGUCCGCUCGUUAGCUGGCUGACCCGUCUGUCGUACGGAUCCUGCUGUGUCCCGCCGCCCCCUCUGUGGCGAGGGACGCAGCGCCCGCACUCCCCCGUGACUUGUAUUGUUCCCCAACGAGAGGAAACACACGCGACACUUCCCACGAGGCGUGCACAUCCUCCUCGCUGGAGCAACGGCAGCAGCAGGCUGGCGGCCAUGACUCCGGGGAUAUGACGCAAUGCCUACUUGGAACACACCAGACUCCCGACUCCCGGCGCAGCACUGGGGCCAACAAAGCAACAAGGCACCACACACUGAGGCCACCAAGGCACCACACACUGAGGUCACCAAGGCGCCACGCACUGAGGCCACCAAGGCACCACACCACUGAGGCCCAGCAAGGCACCACGCACUGAGGCCACCAAGGCACCACACACUGAGGCCACCAAGGCACCACACACUGAGGCCACCAAGGCACCGCACACUGAGGCCAGCAAGGGCACCGCACACUGAGGCCCACCAAGGCACCACGUACUGAGGCCACCAAGGCACCAAGUCACCAAACAGGUUUUUGCGUCCAUACGGGGACACUUUGGCGGGCCGUCUACAAUGCCUCUCUCUGCAGGGAAUGACAGAAUCAACAAAGUUUCAAGUGGAAUAAUCAGCCUCAAAUUUCUUAAAUCUCUUGUUGUGUAAAUUACUGAUUCGAAUUAAUAUGAUCAAAAAAUGUACGGCUCUCGCUCCGAAUGAUGAUAAUGAUCAGCCGUGGAGACAAUAGCCAGAAGAGAUGCUCCAGAAUAUUAUAUUAAAAAUGUAGUAACGGAGAGAAAGACAAAAUCAAAAUAAGACACAUUACUAAGACAUUCCACGUCACAUCAAACACAAUGACCCUCAACACAAUGACCCUCAACACAAUGACCCUGAACCUCACCAGUACAAAUCCCGUCACUACACAAAACACUGAGCCGUCAGAAACACUUCACCUCGAAAUAUUUGAGUAUAAAAGCACACGACUCACUUCAGUCCUCCCCUCCCCUGCACAAAGUGUCGGCGAUUAUCAACUAUUACUGAACACACUCCCAUAUUAUUCUGACGAGCGGCGCAGCGAGGCCAUUGCGAGCAUAGCAUAUUGAAAUUCCAAGUGUCGCUCUUUAUGUCUCUCAGAGGAAACAACAAAACAGGUAAGGGGAGAGAUCCAUCGGUGAAAGGACCUACAAUUGUCCUUUCCCUCCUCCUCCUCCUCCCCCUCCUGGGCUACUCUUCCUCUUUCUCCUCCUCCUCCUGCUCCUCCUCUUCCUGGACACAAAGGCAGGAGUCUCGUGCCAAGAAACACAACCCAGACUCACCCAGCAACACACUCACGUCCCGCUACACCAACACGUGUCCUCUCUUCUGCGUCUCCUGCGUUAUCAGAGAGAGAGAGAGAGAGAGAGAGAGAGAGAGAGAGAGAGAGAGAGAGAGAGAGAGAGAGAGUAUGUAGUAGCGUGUCCUUGAAAACCAGAAGUGUGUUAAUGUCACCGCGCCAAGGAAGGAAACAAUCGUGGAAGAUGAGGCAAUAAUGUAGAAAUUAAUGACGUUUCCCUCUCUCUCUCUCUCUCUCUCUCUCUCUCUCUCUCUCUCUCUCUCUCUCUCUCUCUGCUAGUCCAUUAACGAAGCAUUGUCUUGUCUCGGAACACGCCUUCAUUAAGUCUAACCCCCAUCCACCGCACGAGUUGAUAAAACAGAGGCAGGAGGAGGAGGAGGAUGCCCUUUGGUAUUAGUCGAACGUUCAAAGC
Scylla paramamosain (green mud crab) is the source of this 4045-nucleotide messenger RNA. RefSeq names its product glycine receptor subunit alpha-2-like. The coding region runs from base 649 to 1896 and encodes 415 amino acids. Lineage: Eukaryota; Metazoa; Arthropoda; Malacostraca; Decapoda; Portunidae. Gene Ontology annotation, cellular component: synapse; neuron projection; plasma membrane. The record is from RefSeq and is a predicted model, not a curated record. The transcript is spliced from 11 exons. Gene Ontology annotation, molecular function: chloride channel activity; transmitter-gated monoatomic ion channel activity involved in regulation of postsynaptic membrane potential; excitatory extracellular ligand-gated monoatomic ion channel activity. Gene Ontology annotation, biological process: chemical synaptic transmission; nervous system process; chloride transmembrane transport.